Molecule: messenger RNA, 2022 nt
Organism: Diceros bicornis minor
Lineage: Eukaryota; Metazoa; Chordata; Mammalia; Perissodactyla; Rhinocerotidae
Gene: HEXIM2
Product: HEXIM P-TEFb complex subunit 2
Exons: 5
Biological process (GO): negative regulation of cyclin-dependent protein serine/threonine kinase activity; negative regulation of transcription by RNA polymerase II
Cellular component (GO): nucleus; cytoplasm; nucleoplasm
Molecular function (GO): 7SK snRNA binding; cyclin-dependent protein serine/threonine kinase inhibitor activity
Source: RefSeq, a predicted model, not a curated record
AUGGUGGGUGCACGGGACUCUCCCGCCCUCGGAGCCUCCAGCCGACUGCCAGGCCACAGGGACCGCGGCCAGUGCUGCGACCUCCGCCCUCCCCCGCGGCGCCUGUCUUUGGAACCUGGCGUCGCCCCCACCUCGCCCAUCGAACUAAUCGUUGACAAAAGUGGGAUAUUGGCAGACGAGUUGGCCAAUCAGAGAAGGUAUCGGAUCCUGAUCCGCCUACCCAAGCAAGAAGAACUCCAAUCCCCAGCAAGCAUCGCGCUGCCAGGCUGUCCCCUCCCCCCAACUCUAGUGCCUGAGCGGCUUGACCAGAGCUGCUGCAACUGCGGCAAGAGAAAAGUUCUUGGGGAACCAGAGUCUUCUGAAAAUUCUACUUCAGGACUUUGGUUUCUGUUAUUUAAAGCAGGUGUCACUAGUUAAAGGCAUCUGCUGAAAGAUUUGGAAGGGAAGAAGGUGGCUACUUGGAACCAGACCAACUAUAAUACAGAGUCACCAGCAGCCCUGGAAGAGGCCAAGAUCUCUUGCGCUCCUGGGAGCCCCGAAACACCCCCUGAGCCUUGUGACGCUGGUGGUUCCCUGCCCCUGACACCUCGGAUGGAGGGCCACUUGGAGGAGGAAGAUCCUACUGGGGCUGGCGGUGGCCUGGGCUGGAACAGUAGGGGUCCCCGGACCCACAGCCCAGGGAGCUGCUCGGUGGAGGCCGUCCUGGGCCGGAAGAAGCACCGACGGCGGCCAUCAAAGCGCAGGCGGCACUGGCGGCCCUACUUGGAGCUGAGCUGGGCCGAGAAGCAACAGCAGGAUGAGAGGCAGAGCCAGAGGGCCUCCCGGGUCCGGGAGGAAAUGUUCGCCAAAGGCCAGCCUGUGGCGCCCUACAACACCACCCAGUUCCUGAUGAAUGACCGAGACCCUGAGGAGCCCAACCUGGAUGUGCCCCAGGGGGCCUCCCACCCAGGCUCCAGUGGGGAGAGUGAGGCAGGGGACGGCGAUGGGCAGGGCCGUGCUCAUGGUGAGUUCCAGCAGAGGGAUUUCUCAGAGGCCUAUGAGCGCUACCACACCGAGAGCCUCCAGGGCCGCAGCAAGCAGGAGCUGGUGCAAGACUACCUGGAUCUGGAGAGGCGGCUGUGGCAGGCUGAGGAGGAGACAAGAAGGCUGCAGCAGCUGCAGGGGUGCACCAGCCGGCAGCCCUGUCGCCAGGUGGAGGAGCUGGCUGCCGAGGUAGAGAGGCUUCGCAUGGAGAACCAGCGGCUUCGGCAGGAGAACGAGAUGUGGAACCGAGAGCAGCCGCCACAAUGGAGAGCCAGGCACCUAGGGGUGCCCCUAGCCAGGUUGACCCAGGAAGAAGGUCCCAUUUCAUACACACUCAGGCCAGCUGGGUCUCAAGGAGGCAGGGGACAGAUGAAGACCACUCUGAGUACCCCUGUGCCCCCUGGGAACAGCUAAAAUAGGUUGAGACUUCCACCUUGUCAUUUCUACAAUUUAUUCUUUGAUGUCAUCUUAUUUUUCACAGAGAAAUUAAAUGGUUUUGAUGAGCUCAAAUGGGAGUGGCUAGGAUUGAUUUCACUAGGGUUGCUCUGAGAAUCAAAGCACAUUUGUCCCAGAGAGGUCUGGGACUGGGGUCCCAGUCUCCCCUUGCCCCAAGCCUGGGAGGUCAGCAGAUUCUGGUUUGGGGACCUACCAAGGUCUCCAGGAUGCCUGAAUUCUGCUCCGAGUGUCGGGAAGAAAUCAGACUGCUCUGAAGCUUUUAUAGAGGGGGGAGGUGGAUGGGGCUCAGUCAGGAGCCAGCAAGUUCAGCUGAGACUUGACUUAAGAUGCCGGAUCGCUGUGAGGAGCUGGGAGCUUCCCUUGGACGAGAGCGGGCUGGGAGUUGUGGAGAAGGCCCAAGUCCAGGGCUUCCUUCAGGGUUUGUUCCCAGGCCUCCUAUAUUCUUUCUGUCCUCCCCACAGUUUAGAGGGUGGGCUAGAAAGGUCUGGGUGCCUGUGUCUCCUUGUCCUUGACAGCCCCCCAUCCCCAGUAUCUCCCAGCCAG